AUGGUAAAUCAAAGAAUCAUUAAAGCCUGUGACUGCACGAGGAUAACGCCGAGGAGCCCACGAGCAAGCCGCAAUGCCGCUGGCCUGGACUUUGAGUGCCCCGAGGAGUUUGGCUACUAUCCGCAUCCCCGCGACUGCACGCAGUAUUACGUCUGCGUCUUUGGUGGUGCUCUACUCGAGUCAUGCACCGGUGGACUUAUGUACAGUCACGAGCUCCAAACCUGCGAUUGGCCCCGCAACGUCGGCUGCCCUGAAAACAGCUCCCCCUCCAAGGACAUCGACGAGGAUCCACUGCUCGAGAGAGCUGAAAAAAUAGAAGUCAUCCAGCAGCAGCAGCAACCUCAAGCUCGUAUCUCUAACCAUCACCACCAUCAGCAUCAACAGCAGCAGCCGCAACAGCAGCAACCACAGCAGCAAAUCCAAAUCCAACAGGUGCACCAGCAGCAACGGCAGCCCCAACCUCAGCCGAUCCAGAGACAAUCGGUAACUGUGUCCUCACCCUCCGUCUCUCCUGCGAUUCUGAUAGAUCGGCAGCAUCAGCAACAACAACAUCAACAGCAACAACAACAACAGCUUAGACAAAGACAACAACACCAACGUACUUACCAGGACGACGAAUACGAGCCUGCCUCGGAGAUCGAGAGCGAUCGGCAGCAGAGAGUCUAUCGCGGACAGCCGUCGACCGUCGGUCAGGUAGCCCGCGAUCGCGAUGGUCUCAGGAGGAACAUCAUCACGGAACGGGAGAAGGACAGGCUGGUGAACUCGCGCACGCAGGCGGAAACGCAUUACAGAAGCGUGUCAUCGGAGUCGCCACCGCAGAGGAUCGCCAAGGCGAGCGCCUCGACAUCCGCACCGAUCGUCUCAAAGUCGUACUACAGCGAGCCGGACCAGAGUUAUCCUUACUACACCAUCUACGACGACGACGUCUCCAUCUAUAAGGACGACGACUACGGCCCCUUCCACGUGAACCACUCGACGCCCAUCCAACCACCCCCGCCACCACCACCUCAGCAGCACCAGCAGCAGAACAUCAGAGCCGAGGUGUCGCCCAGCUCGAAGCCCUUCUCCCAGAAACCCAAGAAGGUCGCUGUUCACGAGGCCGACAAGUACAACCUCAACCAGGAUGUUACCAUUCAGGACUACGAUAUUUAUGAUAAUCAGCACAUUAGCAAAAACAAAUUCCGCAUCACCGAAGGACAAUCGCUCAGACCGAACGUGAUAAGCCAUCCAGUCGUCCACGUGACAACGCCAAAUGCCAUAAUCGACUCCUUCAUCCCGUUGACCACGACCACUCAGAGCCCACCGGCGACCAGCGCACGGUCCUACUCUGCCAGUUACCCACCAAAAACCCGUCAACAAAUCAACCGUGGAACAGCACCUCCGAGACUGCGCCCAACCCUCAAGCCAUCGACGGAAAUCGUCUCAAAGGUCCAGGAGUUCGUCGACAUCUAUCGCCACCCUGCCAUUAGACCGGCACCAAUCUACCCCACCCCUCAGGUCGACAAGCCGGCCGCCAAGUGUCGCAAGGACGUGUGUCUCCUUCCCGACUGCAGCUGUGGUGGUGCUGAUAUACCAGGUGACUACCUGCCGGAGGAGAUACCGCAGAUAGUGCUGUUGACCUUUGACGACUCGGUCAACGACCUCAACAAGGGACUUUACGCCGAUCUCUUUGAAAAAGGCCGGACGAAUCCCAAUGGGUGUCCGAUCAGUGCCACGUUCUACGUGUCGCACGAGUGGACGGACUACAGCCAAGUGCAGAACUUGUACGCCGGGGGUCACGAGAUCGCCUCGCACACCGUAUCUCAUAGUUUCGGGGAGCAGUUCUCGCACCGAAAAUGGUCCCGCGAGGUUGCCGGUCAACGAGAGAUCCUGUCCGCUUACGGAGGAGUGAAACUCGAGGACGUCAGGGGCAUGAGGGCUCCUUUCCUUUCGGUUGGCGGUAACAACAUGUUCAAAAUGCUGUGGGAUACAAACUUCACGUACGACUCGUCGAUGCCGAUCUACGAGAAUCGGCCGCCAAGUUGGCCCUACACCCUCGACUACAAGCUCUUCCACGAUUGCAUGAUCCCACCCUGUCCGACGAGAUCCUACCCAGGACUCUGGGAGGUGCCGAUGGUCAUGUGGCAGGAUCUCAAUGGAGGCAGGUGCUCGAUGGGUGACGCCUGUAGCAACCCACCCACCUCCGACGGCGUCUACAAAAUGCUGAUCAAAAACUUUGAGCGACACUACACCACCAACAGAGCUCCAUUUGGACUCUUCUAUCACGCGGCGUGGUUCACCCAGCCGCACCACAAGGAGGGCUUCAUCUCGUUCCUCGACACGAUCGUCGCGAUGGACGACGUCUGGAUAAUCACGAACUGGCAGGCCCUCCAGUGGGUCAGGAACCCCACACCCCUCGCCCUCCUCGACAGAUUCGAGCCUUUCGGAUGCAACUACGCCGACCGACCGAAAAAGUGCAACAACCCGAAGGUGUGUAACUUGUGGCACAAGAGCGGCGUGCGCUACAUGAAGACGUGCCAGGCCUGCCCGGACAUUUACCCGUGGACCGGUAAAACGGGAAUCCGCAGCAGUCGCAUCGACAACGACAUCGACGGUCACGACUGAGCCUCGCGAUUCGCUUAUUGACACACGCACACGCACACACAUACAUAAAACACACGCGAAAUGCC
Molecule: messenger RNA, 2669 nt
Organism: Copidosoma floridanum
Lineage: Eukaryota; Metazoa; Arthropoda; Insecta; Hymenoptera; Encyrtidae
Gene: Cda5
Product: Chitin deacetylase-like 5
Biological process (GO): carbohydrate metabolic process
Cellular component (GO): extracellular region
Molecular function (GO): hydrolase activity, acting on carbon-nitrogen (but not peptide) bonds; chitin binding
Source: RefSeq, a predicted model, not a curated record